Messenger RNA from Chondrus crispus (carragheen), 660 nucleotides. RefSeq lists its product as hypothetical. The coding region runs from base 1 to 480 and encodes 159 amino acids. The transcript is spliced from 3 exons. The record is from RefSeq and is a predicted model, not a curated record. Lineage: Eukaryota; Rhodophyta; Florideophyceae; Gigartinales; Gigartinaceae.
AUGGUAUCAAUCUCCUCGAUGACGGCGCCAACCGUGCGUUCAACCUUAGUGACAAUGAUCUGCAUUUCGUUGACAUCCUUCUGCAACGCCAGGCCCUUCGUCACGCUAUGGGCCUCACCAAAGGCCUCGAUAGCGUCGGGAUCCGCAGCCGCGUCGAACCUGACGAGCACAUUGCGGACGUCGUCCGGCGCGCCGCCCUUAACCGGCUUCCUCUGGAACACGCACAGCUUAUACUCCGAGGGCGUGGACACGUUGUCGUGGCCAUGGUGCGGGCCGCGCGGAGCAACGAGGGUGAACUUGUCGUGCUCGACCUCCGGCUUGGAGUGCAGGAUCUCGUUGGUCGAGCCGACGAGGACCCAGAAGCCGACCGGCAUGUCGCCCGGGCCGUCGCAUGAAGCAUUGCGUGCCGCCGCGCCGCAUGAGGAAGAUGAUGUGGUCGGGCUCUCCGCACGUGGCGGAGAGGAGGAGGAGCAGCGCUAGCGCGCGGAGGGGGGACGGAGAAAAGCAUGGCGGCGCGGCGCGGCGGGAGGGGCGAGGUCGGAUGGGGACCGGCCCCUCGUGGAAGAGGGGCGACCACAUCGAGAUGCGGCCGCGGGAGGGCGGGGGCAAUCGCAGCAGUGGGGGAUGCGCUUCACGCAGGCUGGCGGAUGGAAGGCAGAG